CACUUUCAUCUGUCUGUUCAAGACAAGGCCCCAACAACUCUUGCUUCGCAUUUUCCCUUCAAUAAUGCGAUUCCUGAGCUGAUCAUUGAUGAUAAACACAUACAAUCCUCCAAAUUAACACAACCAAACAAAAUCUUCCAUUUCUGGGUAUAUUCAUCAUCAUCACCAUCUCCCUUCUUUCUGCAACUCAGCUCCAUCUACUAGACUGGCUCAUGAAAGCUCUACCAAUUUCCUCCUCUUGGUCCAAGAUCUCCUUCCAAAGAAAUGCUGAUUGCCCAGCAUUUAAUCCCACUGGACAUCAAGUGAGAUGUUUCCAAUCCAAGAAUUUUCUUAAUGUGGGGUUUCUUCGAUGCGUUAAACAGAAGCCUCUCCUCUCCGUUUCUGCGUCUACUUCUCCUCUAUCACCGGACUCCGAGACGGCGACGGACUUGGAGGAAGCACAGUCCAAAACCCAAGAAUCGUACCAACCAAACACGGUUCAUGUUAAAUUCCACCUGAACAAAGAGUGUUCCUUUGGUGAGCAGUUUGCUCUAGUUGGGGAUGAUCAAAUGUUCGGCAUGUGGGACCCUGAAAAUGCGAUACCAUUGAACUGGUCAGAAGGGCAUGUUUGGACUCUUGAGCUGGAUAUACCCAUUGGAAAAUUCGUCCAUUUCAAGUUCAUUCUAAGAGAAAUCACUGGGGAGAUUUUGUGGCAACCUGGACCUGAUCGAAUUCUUAAAACUUGGGAAACUAAGAAUACAAUUGUUGUUUCAGAAGAUUGGGAAGAUGCUGCAUUUCAGCAAGUAAUAGAGGAAGGGCCGAUUGCAGGGGAGCCUACCGGUAAUUCAGAAAUGCUCUUUGUUGCUGACAAAUUGACUACUAACUCAGAAAUGCUGGUUUUUGCCGAGAACUUGACUCACCCCAAGGGGGAUUUGGUCUCCGAUGGUAAUGAUUACCCAGCAAAUGAACAACAACCAUCGAAUCAUGAGAAACCAAUUACUGUUGAUAACAUUCCUCAGCCAGAAGAGACUGACACAAAGGAGGAUCCUGUAGAGGGAAUCAAUCAUGAGAAGGAUGAGAACAAGGCUAAUUUAAACAAGGAAGCAAUGACAGCAGGCAUGAAUUUAGCAAGCAUGAAUGUGGAAGGAAACCUGGUUGACGCUCAUGAAGGAGAUCCCUUUCUGGUACCUGGAUUGCCUCCAUCAUCAGCGUUUCCAAAUGACCCAGUAACCCAUGAUGAAGGUGAGACAAGCUUGGCCUUCGGUGCCUCAGUUGUAAAUGAUGAAGUUAAGAAUCAUAAUAUGCCAGAGUUAGUUGAGAAGCAUGAAGUUGUUGGUGAUCCACAUCAAGAAGAAGAAACAGUAGAGGCAUUGAGUGAUCAGGAACAGCUUCACAAUGAACACGAACAAAAGCCACUAGCUGAUGAGAUUGAAACUGGUGUUCUGCAAAAUGACAUUCAAUGGGGUCGAAAAACAUUAAAGAAGCUGCUAGUUAAUUUAGGAUUUAUGUAGCAUCAAACGCCAUAGCAGUUUAUUUUAGUGCUGAUGAAUAUUGUAUUGCUGCUCAGUUGCCUACAAUUUUUGAAGUAGCUUAGCAAACAGGAGGGAGGAUUGAGAUGAUAUUGGUAGCUAAUAGCUAUUACAUUGUACAGAAGCUUGCAACUCAUUCGUGAUAUUGUUGGUAGUCAAUAAAAUAUUGUAUUGCCUAGCGUAGCUUGCUAUAAAAUGCUUAUUUUUCUUUGCGUAGAUA
Molecule: messenger RNA, 1728 nt
Organism: Manihot esculenta (cassava)
Lineage: Eukaryota; Viridiplantae; Streptophyta; Magnoliopsida; Malpighiales; Euphorbiaceae
Exons: 5
Coding region: 213-1490 (425 amino acids)
Cellular component (GO): membrane
Molecular function (GO): starch binding
Source: RefSeq, a predicted model, not a curated record